Molecule: messenger RNA, 1270 nt
Organism: Eucalyptus grandis
Lineage: Eukaryota; Viridiplantae; Streptophyta; Magnoliopsida; Myrtales; Myrtaceae
Product: GDSL esterase/lipase 5-like
Exons: 5
Coding region: 24-1121 (365 amino acids)
Molecular function (GO): hydrolase activity, acting on ester bonds
Source: RefSeq, a predicted model, not a curated record
AACAUCACCCAACACAGAUCAUCAUGUCGACUCCGACUCUCCACAUCAUUCUCUUCAUUGUUCUCGCAAGCCUCUUCAUCUCAACUCGUGGCGAUGAUCAGUCUCGGACAGAUGUUGCUUUCUUCAUCUUCGGCGACUCCGUUAACGACGUGGGGACCAACAACUACAUAAACACCACUGCUGAUUUCAGAGCAAAUUUUCCUCCUUAUGGCGAGACGUUCUUCCGCCAUCCCACUGGAAGAUUCUCCAACGGUCGUCUCAUUGUCGAUUUUAUUGCUGAAUAUGCAAAUCUGCCGCUGAUUCCACCAUAUCUCCAAAUGAAAGAUGAUGAAUUCAUGGGAGGGGCGAACUUCGCAUCCGCCGGUGCUGGUGCUUUGGGCGACACUUAUGAAGGAUUUGUGGUGGAUUUGAAGAUGCAGCUGAAGCAGCUCGAACAACUAGAGAAGAAGCUGGAGAAGGAGAUGGGCAGCGAGAGGGCCAAGAAAAUAAUUAAAGAGGGUGUUUACUUAAUUAGCAUUGGAAGCAGUGAAUACGCCCUGCCUUUCUUCUCUAAUCCUACUCUGUUUCAGUCCAUUUCCAUGGAAGAUUACGUGGGGAUGGUGAUUGGAAACAUCACCACCGUGCUUAAGGGAAUAUAUGAAGUAGGAGGAAGAAAAUUUGCAAUGAUUGGAAUUGGGCAACUUGGGUGUGUGCCAAUCAUGAGACCAGCCGAAAAUGGUUCUUGCUCAGACGAAGCCAACAAGCUCGCACAGCUUCACAACGUUGCUCUUACUUCAAUUCUCGCAAAACUGGAGGCGCAACUCCAAGGAUUCGAGUACUCCUACUUCGACUACUACACUUCAGGCAGUGAGAGAAUCCACUACCCAUCAAAAUAUGGUUUUAAGGAAGCGGAAACUGCGUGUUGUGGUUCGGGUCCUUAUAGGGCAAAUUCAAGCUGUGGAGGCCAAAGAGGAGAGAAGGAAUUUUCAUUAUGCCAUGAUCCUGAGAACUACGUAUUCUUUGACUCUGACCAUGCAAGUGAGAGGGCUAAUAGGCAAUUUGCGCAAUUGAUGUGGAAUGGGAGUUUGAGUAUAAUCAGACCUCGCAACUUGAAAGCAUUGUUCAAGCAUGAGGGUGCUUGAAUAAUUUUUUUCCUUGAAAUCGUAGGUAAAUAAUCACAUCCCACUUGAAUAUCAUAUUAUGAAUAAUGGGGGAUGAUGUUGGAUUGAUUGUAUGUUUGCACUUCUGUUAAAGAACGAGGAUGUUCAAAUGAGCCCCUAGCAUUGCUCAA